Molecule: messenger RNA, 1200 nt
Organism: Salvia splendens (bonfire salvia)
Lineage: Eukaryota; Viridiplantae; Streptophyta; Magnoliopsida; Lamiales; Lamiaceae
Exons: 1
Coding region: 1-1200 (399 amino acids)
Source: RefSeq, a predicted model, not a curated record
AUGGCCAUCCAUCUGAGGAAUGGCAAGACGUAUGAAGGCCCAUCUCUGUCUGAGACCACGAAGGACGCUAUUCUUGAGCCUAAGGUUGCCGUGGCAGAGAAACUGAAGGGCAAGAUAACUGAACAAAGAGACAUUGGAGGCACUUCUGGAGUGAAGGUGCCCUUACCUGAAGCACUGAAGCAGAAGACAAAGAAGGAUGAGCAGUUUGCUCGAUUCCUAGAUAUAUUCAGGAAGGUGCACGUGAACAUCCCACUGAUUGAGGCACUACAGCAGAUGCCGAAGUAUGGAAAGUUUCAGAAGGAGGUGAUAGCCCAGAAGACCAGUUGGGGGCAGGUAGACACUAUUAAUCUAACUGAAAAUUGCAGUGCUCUGCUGCAAAGGAAACUGCCGGCCAAGCUGAAGGAUCCUGGAAGUUUCACUGUCGACUGCCUCAUUGGGGGCUAUAAGGUGGAGAAUGCUCUCUGCGAUCUAGGCGCGAGCAUUAAUCUAAUGCCACUAUCGGUGUUCAAGCAAAUGAACAUUGGUACUUUGAAGCCCACCUCAGCCACACUACAGAUGGCAGACAGAUAUGUCGUGUAUCCAAAGGGCAUCGUGGAAGACCUACUGAUUAAGGUCGGGGAAUUUAUUUUUCCCAUCGACUUUAUGGUCUUGGACAUGGAAGAAGACAAGGGAGUCCCCCUACUGCUAGGACGUCCCUUCCUUGCCACUGCUGAGGCAAAUAUAAACGUGAAAAAGGGAGAGUUGACAAUCUUCAUGGGAGAAGAAUGUCAAAUGUUUUCCCACAAACCGAGAAGCAUGGAUGGAAGAACUGAGGAGUGCAAGGUGGUGCGUCUGAAGCACCAAGUGACUACUGAAGAAGGAGGAUCGAGUGCAGUCAGAAAAGUGAAGCAGAAGGACUUUUAUGAGCUUCACAUGGAGAUGAUGGCUUCCACUGACUCGAAGCCAAUAACAUGGAUCGAUGCAGACCAUAGUCGCCCUUCACCGGUGCACGCGGUGAUCACUACUGAACCCCCUAGGAUGGGGGGUAAAAUACCAACUGAUGUCAAGGGAAGAAAGAUAACUGCUCCAACACUGAAGGAGCCUAUCCCGAGAGAGCCUGAAAAGUGGUGGCUCACCAAGACGUGGAACGAUCUAUUUCCUCAUGGAGGAGCCAAGCGAUCACCUGGAGGCAACUCUGGGAUGAAAGGGGAUCUCGGUUGA